AUGACGACCAUUCCUGGAAUCAAUAUUCAUGUCCACAUGGUUGACGUUGAUAAACAUCAGAUUCGAGUAGAAGCCGGUGUCCUACUGGAGAAGCUGAAUACAGAAAUUCUUCCAAGCUAUGGACUUGCUCUUAGUCUACUUGCAGCUAUCUCUGAGCAAACAAUAGCUGGCGCUAUUUCAACCGGUACCCACGGGACGGGGUACAAUCACGGUAUCAUGGCAACAAAGAUUGUCAGCUUGGAGCUGUUGACUGGAAGCGGAGAAGUCCUGCAGUGUUCAGACUCUGAGAACCCAGACGUUUUCAACGCUGCAUUAUGCGGGUUAGGAGCACUUGGUAUUAUUCUCACAGUAACUAUCCAGUGUGAACCAGCCUUCAGGCUUCAUGAGAUUCAGACUUCUACUACAUUGGAUGAUGUCCUAGAUAAUUUGGAUUCCAACGUGGAGGGCUGUGAGCAUUUCCGUUUUCAGUGGUAUCCCCAUACCGAUAUGGUAUCACUGUCAAAGGUAAACCGAACUGAGAAGAGAAUCACAGAAACAAGAUCGUCAUGGUUUUGGGACAAGUUCGUGGGCUACUACGCUCUUGAGUUCUCGUUUUGGCUCAGUUUGUUUGUACCUUCUCUUGUUCCAUGGAUCAACAGAUUAUUUUUCUUAAUCUUCGCAUCGCUACCGAAAGAAAGAGUUGACAUCAGUCACAAGGUGUUCAACUUUGAAUGUCUUUUCAAGUCACACGUGACAGAUUGGGCUAUUCCAAGGUAAUCUUUGUGAUCAUUCAGUUUUCUAUUUGUAAAUUGGCAACACCAAUAUUUUUUUUUAAAUCCUGCAUUAAAAAAAUUUGGUUUUUGAUUGGUUGAGAGCUCGUCACGUGCCAAGAACAAUUUGAACUAUUUUAAGGUU
Molecule: messenger RNA, 894 nt
Organism: Strongylocentrotus purpuratus (purple sea urchin)
Lineage: Eukaryota; Metazoa; Echinodermata; Echinoidea; Camarodonta; Strongylocentrotidae
Product: L-gulonolactone oxidase-like
Exons: 6
Coding region: 1-756 (251 amino acids)
Cellular component (GO): membrane
Molecular function (GO): FAD binding; D-arabinono-1,4-lactone oxidase activity
Source: RefSeq, a predicted model, not a curated record